Messenger RNA from Aquila chrysaetos chrysaetos, 505 nucleotides. Its product is annotated as ESX-1 secretion-associated protein EspK-like. The record is from RefSeq and is a predicted model, not a curated record. NCBI's taxonomy places the organism in Eukaryota, Metazoa, Chordata, Aves, Accipitriformes, Accipitridae.
GGCCUGCCGGCCAAUGGCGGCUCGCGCGGGCCCGCCGGAGGACGCCCGCCAGCCAAUGGGCGGGCGAGCGGGGGCGGCGCGGCUACAUGUUGCGGUGUCGCCAACGUGGGUCCGCGGCGAGCGGCGCUCGGGCCGGGCGGGGAGAGCGGCGGGGCCGGGCCGGUGGCAGCGGCAGGAGCGGGAACGGCGCGGCGGUCGCAAGCGGCUCUCAGCCCCGCGGGAGCGCACCGAGCGACGGGGAGAGCUCCAGCGGCCGCCGGCCCGGAGCCGUGCGGCGUGACGGAGGAAGCGCUUCCCGCGGCGAGGACGCGGACCCGACCCGACCCGACCCGCCCGGCGGUGCCCGCCCGCCCGCCCGCUGGCGGGUGGAUGCCGGUGCCGUGAUCGCCCCGCGGGGCCGCGCCGCGCCGCCGCCGCCGGCGGCCGAGGCGAUGCUGCGGGCGGCGGAGCGGCGCUGAGCGCUCGCGGGGCCCCGCGGCUUUACCGCUGCGCUCCGCGCCGGGGC